This is a messenger RNA of Malurus melanocephalus (red-backed fairy wren), 7537 nucleotides long. It is a transcript of the gene PANK3, whose product is annotated as pantothenate kinase 3. The record is from RefSeq and is a predicted model, not a curated record. Gene Ontology annotation, biological process: coenzyme A biosynthetic process. The coding region runs from base 145 to 1257 and encodes 370 amino acids. NCBI's taxonomy places the organism in Eukaryota, Metazoa, Chordata, Aves, Passeriformes, Maluridae. The transcript has 7 exons. Gene Ontology annotation, molecular function: pantothenate kinase activity; ATP binding. Gene Ontology annotation, cellular component: nucleus; cytosol.
GGGAGGCGGGCGCCCGGCGGGCGAGGAGCAUCAGGAGAGCGAGGCCCGGCCCCGCGGAGCCGCCGCCGCCGCUGCCCGCCCCAUCAGGCGAGCGGCAGGAGACCCGCCCCGGCCGGCAGCGAGCCGGGCCGCCGCCGCAGCGCCAUGAAGAUCAAGGAUGCCAAGAAGCCGUCUUUCCCAUGGUUUGGUAUGGACAUUGGGGGAACGUUGGUCAAACUUGCCUAUUUUGAACCUAUUGACAUCACUGCAGAGGAGGAGCAGGAGGAAGUUGAAAGCYUGAAGAGCAUCCGCAAAUACCUGACUUCCAAUGUAGCCUACGGAUCCACUGGCAUUCGGGAYGUCCAUCUGGAGCUGAAAGACUUAACAAUCUUUGCUCGAAGAGGAAACUUGCACUUUAUUCGGUUCCCAACUCAUGAUUUGCCUACCUUCAUCCAAAUGGGAAGAAAUAAAAACUUCUCAACACUACACACGGUGCUCUGUGCCACCGGCGGUGGCGCGUACAAGUUUGAGGAAGACUUUCGCACAAUUGGAAACCUCCAGCUGCACAAACUGGAUGAGCUUGACUGCCUUGUCAAAGGCUUAUUGUACAUAGACUCUGUCAGCUUCAAUGGCCAGGCAGAGUGCUACUAUUUUGAAAAUGCCUCAGAUCCUGAGAGAUGCCAAAAGAUGCCUUUUAACCUGGAUGAUCCAUACCCAUUGCUGGUCGUUAACAUUGGUUCAGGAGUCAGUAUUUUAUCAGUCCAUUCCAAAGACAACUAUAAAAGAGUAACUGGAACAAGUCUAGGUGGAGGGACCUUUCUUGGGCUGUGCAGUUUGUUGACAGGCUGUGAAAGUUUUGAAGAAGCUCUGGAAAUGGCAUCCAAAGGAGACAGCACACAUGCUGACAAGCUGGUUCGGGAUAUUUACGGAGGAGACUAUGAAAGAUUUGGCUUACCAGGAUGGGCUGUGGCAUCCAGUUUUGGGAAUAUGAUCUACAAAGAUAAGAGGGAGUCUGUGAGUAAGGAAGAUCUUGCAAGAGCCAUAUUGGUCACCAUCACCAAUAACAUUGGGUCUAUUGCCCGGAUGUGUGCAGUAAAUGAGAAAAUAAACAGAGUUGUGUUUGUUGGCAAUUUCUUGCGUGUGAAUACUUUGUCAAUGAAGCUUCUCGCAUAUGCACUGGAUUACUGGUCAAAAGGCCAGCUGAAGGCCUUGUUCCUAGAACAUGAGGGAUACUUUGGAGCUGUUGGUGCUCUGCUUGGGCUGCCAAAUUUCAGUUGAAAUACCAGAUGUCACUACACUGAACUAUUUUCCACCUGAAUGACACUUGUUUAUGUCGAUGGGAAUUAAAUCUGGGGAGGGGAGAAGAAAAUAGCUGAUUUUCUGUAACUGUUUUUAAGAAGUGAUUAAGCUACUGACUAUUGCUGUUGUAAGGAAGGGUGUUUCACUCUGUUGGGCAUUGGCAAGUGAACUGUUUGUGGCUGUAAUUUAUAUUCUUUGGUACAUGUAGCCAGUAGUGAACUUCUAAUAUGCAAUACAUCCUCUGAAAACAACUUUCCAGAAAUUCCAAAAAAAAGAAUGCCAAACCCUUAUGUGCUCAGGAUUAAAAUAUUGCAAAUUUAUUCCMGAGUCUUCAGGCCCAUCAGUUUUGUAUAUAAUUGAUGACUGAAAAAAUAUUUUCAUUGUUAUGAUACUGUUAUUAUGAGCACAAAUUUAAUGUGUACUUACAGAAAACAACUUAAAAGACAGCAAGGUACUAUCUAGAAGAUGAGGAAACUGUAGAUGAUUGCCUCCCACAGUAAACAUAGUAAUUAUUUUAUUUUUUGUGUAAUGGAAAUAAUGUUAAUGCUUUAAUUUCCAGUGGGAAGAAUAGAAACACAAAGAAUCAGCCAAAGCAGCAGAUAAGGCAGUUGAUAUUUUGAAGAUUUCAUGAAGAUACUUUAAUUUAUUUGAAGAUUUAGCUGGUAUUUUGGGAAGAUCCUUCUGUCUUUGAUUGCAUUUCAAAAAGAGUUUAGUGAUUAAUGAAGGCAGCAUUUGGGGGCAAGAUUUUUUCUUUAUUUUCUUCUUUUUUUUUCUUUGAGGACAUGACUUCCAAAAUACCUGCUGGAUUUCUGUAUUUUUUUUUUUUCCCUCAUAAAUUCUGCCAUCAUGAAUCAUCAUUUGUAAAGGUACCAUGAAGCCUGAGAGAACUGAAGAAAUCCUUGUAAAAUAGACUUAUUACGGGACCUCAUAAUUCUGGUGCUUUGGCUUAUUUCUGUGGAGGUUUGGAAAGUUUUUGCCCCAUCCUACUAAUUUGAAAUUGUGAUUUCUCCUUAAUUUUGUAGGAAUUGAUCAGAAUUCAAGUAGAUGUUGAAGUUGAAAGGUUGUUAGCUUACUUUUGGAUUUGGAAGUUUGUGUUUGGAAGUUGAGGACAGCAUCAGAAUUCAUAUUGGAGCAGCAAAUGGACCAGUAUUUAAUGCACUUGCAAUAUGGAACCAUUCAUCAAAUUGUGGCCUUGGGAUAAAAUCUGUACUCUGGAACUCACUUUUGGGGUUUUCUGUAGACUUUUAAAAUUUAUUAUUACAGUUGCAAUUACUGUAAUAAGUUUAGUCCUGAAGCCAGGGCAUGAGAUCUUAAACUUACAGGACURUUAUCCAGUCAUUAGCUAUAUGACUUCUUGUGCAUUAAAGAGCUACCCAAUUUUACUAUAUUUUCAUAUUAAAUUUAUUUCCUGUAAGUGCAUGAGGAGCAACCAGACUCAGCCACAUUCGUAUCUUGGGUUUAUUUUUAAAACUGAUUGUUCAAGUAUUCCACAGCAUGGCUGUGUUGUAUCUCCAGAUACAUCCCCAUGUGUUAGAAACCCUUGUGCUAUUUUCAGUCUUCUCGUUCUCAGAAUUCAAAGCCCCAAACUAAUAUCCUAAAAUUUUGCUUUUAAAACUUUCUGUGGUCCUUUAAGAGUACAGUACCUUAGAGUAGGCAACUCAUUAAGUGCAAUGCUAAUCAAAAAUGCAGUUCCAUUUAUUGAGCUUUUCCUGGUACUUGUACUACAUUUCCAUUGUGCUUGCUUUGAUGUUUCACUAUAGACAUAAACAGCUAAAAAUUAACUCACAGUUCAGCUGAUCUACUGCUAAAUCAGAGCACUUCAGAAAAUGAGUGAAUACGGUUUUUAUAGAAUAUCUUUAUAAAUGCUGUAAACACAUUUUGAGUUAUGAUUGACUAUCAGAAGUAACCCUUAUUUGGUUACAAAACUCUGUAAAAACUUAUUUUUCUGAAUGUUCUGGCAGCCUGCUGAAAAUUGCAAACUAACUGCAUAUUUUACUUGCAAGGGGUGCUUUAGGACACAUACUACAGCUCCAUUAGCAACAAUUCCUUUAGACCAUGUUUAUUGCUACUUCACUUCUCAUUUGUGAUACUGAGAGUCCUCUCGAAGCAGUAGUUAGAAGCUACUUGUAUAUUUAACCAAAAGCACAUAUAGAUGAUUACCUAAUAUCCAUAGUUCAUUAAACCAMCUGAAGUUGAUGUGACCUAACAUUUUUUUAAGUAAAUUGUACAGAGUUACAAAAUAAGCAAAUGGAGUAAUUCUUGAAUAGCUGUACUGUAGAGAAACUACUGUGAGAAUCAAAAAGUAUGCCCUACCUCUGUUUUACUUCCCUUGAGCUUCUAAAAAUUGGCUUCCUACUGCUAAUUUUAUCAGCACAAUUGUUACUUCAUUACAAGAGCAACCACAGUUGUCAAGCCCUACUGUAAAGCCCAGGGUCCUGUAUUUAAGCCACAUCUUGGGUUUUCAUCUCAUUUUCUGUCAGCUUAGACCUUGUUAUUAGAGUCUCCAAAGAUUCUCUGUCUUCAGRAGAAAUGAUAGGCAUCACAAAUAGUUGCAAGAUAAGCCUUAAAAAUCUUUUCUUCUAAAUUCCCUUCUAAAUAGGUUGAAAAGGCUUGUUUCUUUCAUGUGAAUCACUGAAGUAAGUUGCUUUUUCCUGAUUGUCUAUUUUGACUUUCACCCUUGCCAUUCCUGUUCCUCAGAACUAACUGGUUGAAGCAGUUUUAGGGUGAAUUGAUUCAAUGUGGUGUACCAYAGCAGGGAAAAUUUGGGGUUUUCUCGGGACUACUGUUGUCUUCUCAAAUGGAACCACUUCUCUAGAGAGGAAAGUUCURUGAUACUUCUAAGUAAAAUGUAAUACCCAUUUUGAAUGUGUAAUCAUUUUCAGCUCAGUCAGCCAUGUGAGUGCCUUUUGAUUUUUUCAUAUAAUGCCAGUUUUAUGGUACUGGGACUUUAUCCAUGAGGUUUCCUAACCAGUAUUACUUACCAGAGAAAUAGCAGGUAAUUUUAUUGACCAUGGAGAUGAUCCCUUUAAUCCAGUGUAGCAAGAGAUACCAGAAAAACAUUUCUGGUUUCCCAUCCCUACAGCCCUUAAUCUUGGUGUCAUGCUUUUGCUUUUCUUGGUCUUACCCCUCCAGCUUGGUCUUUUCAAAUAUUAUGCAGUUUUAUUGUUUCAGUAUCUCCCCAAAAAUCAUGUAAGUUUAUAGUGAGAUAAGUGCAGUUUAUUUGUGGAUAGAGAAGUUCAGUUGUAGGUGAAGUUAUUCYAAGCUGUUAAACCUAACCACUUUGACCUUUUUAAGUGUAUGUGGGUAAUUGCAGUUUGGAUGAGAAGGGAGCUCCUACAAUAUAKCUUAAAUAUUUAACGGGCUGGAAUUAACACAUCCUCAGUGUUCUUUACUGAACCUGGCAGAGGUUUAAAUACAAACAAUCUUACAUUCUUUUACUGAAAGCCUGGAUGCAUUUAGGAGUUCAGAGAGAGGCUGCACUGAUACACCCUUUCUUGUAGUUUGCUCAGUAUUUCUAAAGUGGGUUCAGGUGUUUGAAGAUCUUUCCCUCUCUCAAGCACCUGUUUGAUUCUGCCAACAGGUGCUCAGAAUUGAGAGUUACAGGGUGGAAAGAAGAGUCACCACAUUGUCCCACUUACUGUCAGCUGUAUCUUCAAACACUCUGGCUUCUCUUGCUGGAUCAUCUGCUCCUGCAGUGGUACUGUGACGUUCCUACUUGCACUUGACUUGGUAGUAUGGUGCAAGGUGCCUUUAAGGGCUGUAAUACUCURUCUCUACCCAGUAUAGGUCUUCAGGAAACACCUGCUUCCAGAUCAGUUGAAAUUACUUCUCAUUUCUAAGUAUUUCAAAAUCACAUUGGGGCUUUAACAUUUGGAACUAAUUAAAGGAUCUUUUAUCUAGAUAGAUCUGUGCUAAAUAAAGACUAGAUGGGUGGUGUCUUUCACAUUCAGUCUUUAAUUUUCAUUAAUGAAUAAAUUUGCAGUCAACCUGUUUUUAAAUAUCACUUACACUGUUCACAGUCUGGAUAUCACUGUAAUCCUGAGGAAGCAGCUGAGUUCAGAACAGCGGUGAAGGGUCAGUGUGGUUCUGUUGAGCUUCUUCUGGUCAGUUCUAAGGGAAAGACUAAUUCUUUCCCUUGUCACUUGUCCUUGAUUUAUCUUCCAUCUUUUUUCAUUCUUUUUAUGAUCAUGUAGGCUUAGAAACCAUGUAAUAUGUACCAGAGCUUUGCUGAGGUUCAAGAGUGAACAAAAAGCUGUGGGUCAGGUUGGAAGCGUUGGAGCCAGCCCUGUAGGUCCCAGCGCAGAGCUCAGGACACACCUGGCACAGUUCCUGCUUGGGUGUAUGAAUUUCCAUUAAUGCACAGUCAGAGGGGGUAGGCUUCACAAUCAGUGUGGAUAAAAUGGGAGAAUUUGGUCCUCAGACAUAACUAUGGGAGAUUAAYAAAAUCCUUCUUCACAGUGUAGAAGGGUAAUUCCUGCAUACAGCCUUUUACUGAUAUAUUCCAAAGUGUUUUGUCAUCUGUGGUAAAAUUAGUAAUUCUCCAAGGUUAGCCUGCAAAUAAGCCUGUUUUAUUAGUUUCAUUUACUUCAAACAUGGAAGGCAUAUUAAAUAUUCCUGAAAACAUCUCAAAAGAUACUGUAAUAUAUUUGUAAUUAUUAAUGUGCUAAUGGAAUAUGUUUGAGCAGUCUCAGUUUGCAUAACUGAGUGUCAAAUCCUGCUCACUCUGUAGUUACUUGAGUAGAUCAUUCUUUUAAACUAAUGAGCAAGAUCUGGCCUCAAGGUCUUCUGCCUGGGGAACACAGUAGUGCUACUUUGCAUAUUCCUGCUGGUGCUAAAUCAUUUGUUGAAAAAAAAGAUUCUAAAUAGAAAUUGUAAAUAAAAUAUUUAUGGCCUAGUCCUUUUGACAGACUUAAAUUUUAUCAUUUGCCAAUAGUUUUUGGCCUUAUUUUGAGUUUCCCUUUUGGGUUUGGUUUUUUUGAGUGUGUUGACUGUGUUUGUUAAGUGGCAAGUCAUUGGCAGGUGUGGCUUCCUGUGCUGCUUUCUGUAAGGCCCAUAACGUUCCCAUGGUACCAUGGGAGACAGAUGAGUUUUCAUAGCUGGAUUUCCAUGUUAUCCUUCAUGUUUUGUUACUGUAGCUGUUUGCACAAAUAGUGUGAAGUAGAACACAACUGGCAUUUGUUCUCUGCUAAAAGUUCAAGCAAGUCAGCUCCUACUCAAAGCGUUUGGGGAAGCUGUUGAAAAUUCAGAAAUAMCCAUUUAAAGUAACUUCAAAAUCUAAAUAUGCUUAUUAGUGUUGCCUAAAAAAUGAACUGGAAUAUAGUGUGUCAGUUGCUAAUCUUUGCUAUAAAUUGCUGGCAUUUCACAAUUCACAUUUCUGGCAUCAGUUUGAGAAAUUGUAAAUACAAGCUUUGGGAGGAGAUAUAUUAGUUUCAGAUUGUGCAUUACAAAGGAGUUUAUAAGCCUAGUGAAUUAGUAUUUUGAGACUUAUUAAAUUACAACACCUAGACCAUGAAAAUUAAUGUGUUUGUGUUAGGGUAUAGAGGGAUUUUGAUACCCUGCACUUUUACAUUCUUGAGUUUUGUCAUUUUUACAAACAAGCAUUUAAUUUUCCAUUUACCGUCUUGUCAUAUGCAGGCCUUGUAAUCACCAGUUACUGUCUUCAAAUAUUUGUUUUGGUUAACAAAGCAGACAGGCAGGUGUGUGACUUGUAAACCCUAGUAGGAUGGAAGUUCCCUGMAGAGCCAUUUGGUUAAGUUGCCUUAUUCUAUUACAUUGCACUCAYGGUAUGUCUCUGCUUUCUUGUUUACUGUUCAGACACUGAAGAUGUGAUGURAAAAUAUGUGCUACAAAUUUUUAUUCAUAAAUUACUCAUGAGUACCUUUGUGUCACCUGUUAAACAGCUCUUGUAAAUGAUGCCUUUAUGCCAUCUGUAAUACAGCUCUUGUAAAUUGUUUAAAUUAUUUUUCUUUUUAUAGAUUCUCAUUAUUGAAUGUACAGAUUAGAUCCCUUUAAUAUGUCACUGAGUAAUUUGAUUUGGGCCCAAAUAUGGACAAUGCUGUAACUCAUCCCAUYAAAACUGUAAAUAAUUCUUUACUGCUUGUUUGCAUGAAGUUUGGAUUUCAUUUGCUUUGUCAUAAACCAACUCCUCUGUCAUGGGCCUACUUUUUACAGUUUAUUUUCCUGAUUUUAUUACCAUUGGUUCUGUACGAAUGUUGAAACAGUACUUUGUCUUUUCCUAAUAAAUAAUUGAGAUUGUUCA